AUGGGUAAAUCCCGGAGACCCCACACGCCGGGACCCUCACAAGCCGGCUCGCCGGGUCGCACCUCGGGCCCCAUGGACGGCUAUGUAUGCACGCCGCGAGACAUGCGGUCCGCGCCGGCCGCAUCCAAAAUGGCGCCGGCCUCCCCAGGGGACAGCAGCAGUGACAGCCUGACGCAGGGCUCACCCAGGGGAGACACUCUGGCGCAUAUUUCAUCCGAGCUAGCCAAGAUCACUGCCAAUAUGCUGUCCAGAGCUGACAAAGCUGAGAUGCUGGCAGAAAUCAGGACUGCAAUCAGGGAGGAAGUCAUGGAGGUGAGGAAAGACCUGACAGCCCUUGAACAAAGGGUAGAGGCCCUUGAAGCAGACAGAGCCCAGACUGUGCAGCACCAACAGGCCACAGACACUGCCACCACCAGACAGGGCAAUGUCCUACUAGAUCUCAGGAGACAACUAGAAGACCUGGACAAUCGCGGAAGGAGGAACAAUAUCCGCAUAAGGGGCCUACCCGAAAACGCGGACGAAACGCUGCCAGAGCUCCUGACAGACCUGUUUACCCAUAUUCUGGGUGACAGAGCCCCAGAAGACUACGGUAUCGAAAGAGCCCAUAGAGCGCUGAGACCCUUGUCCCCUGAGGGACCGCCGAGAGACGUAAUCUGCUGCUUGCUCUCUUACGCCUUAAAAGAUGGCAUCAUGAGAGCGGCGCGCAAUCAACAGAACAUCGCCUUUAGAGACGGGCAGGUCUCGCUUUACCAGGAUCUCUCCGCGCUCACGCUAGAGGCCAGGAGGGCGCUACGUCCAGUAACCGCCAUUCUCCGGGAGCGGAGGAUCCCGUACAAAUGGGGCUUCCCCUUCAGCCUGCAGGCGAGGGUGGGCCAAACCUGGCAUAUCAUCCGCUGGCCAGCUGAUGUUCCACGCUUCCUACGAGCCACGAGUCUACCCGCGGUGACGAUAUCCAACUGGGUCCUGGAGCGACAACCACAGCACCCACGGGCGGUAAGCGACAGGCCGGGCACGGGCCUCACAGGCAGCGGGUUCCGGCGGGGUGGCCCAGACAGCCAUGAAGAAUAA
Molecule: messenger RNA, 1068 nt
Organism: Pelobates cultripes (western spadefoot toad)
Lineage: Eukaryota; Metazoa; Chordata; Amphibia; Anura; Pelobatidae
Source: the annotation of a GenBank genome assembly